UCAAACGUUGUCGCAAAUACACAUAGAUGUUUGAUGAGUUCGGCAUGGAGAAAGCAGUAGAGCCGUCUUGGAGUUCCUCCUACACCUACCAGGUGAGCAAGCACAGUGCGGAGAUGCUACACAACCUCAACCUACAGAGGAAAGAUGGAGGCAGGUUCUGCGACGUGAUCUUGCGCGUCGGAGAGGAGAGCUUCCCCGCUCACAAAGCUGUGCUGGCUGCGUGCAGCGAGUACUUUGAGUCGGUUUUUAGCUGCCAGUCAGAGGUCGACAGGGACACCAAGGAGCUUGAAAUGCACACCAUUAACCCUAAAGUUUUUAAGGACAUUUUGGACUUCGCCUACACGUCCAAGAUCGUGGUGCGUCUGGAGUGUUUCCCAGAGUUGAUGACAGCUGCCAAGUUUCUGCUCAUGAGAUCGGUAAUCGAGAUAUGUCAGGAGGUCAUUAAACAGUCCAACGUGCAAAUCCUGGUGCCGUCCACUCGAGGAGGGGACGCCAGUCUAUUCCAGGCCACGGGAGCUCCCGAGUUGGGUUUCCAAGUGGGCCAGCAGGACAUGGUAAACGGAACGGGCUUGUUGGUGAAUGGAUCGUCGUUCGCCGACAGCCAGCAAAAGCAUUUCGGUGAGAACCAAACCACUAACGUGGUGCUGCUGGAGGACGGCACCGAGUCGUCUAUGCCAGUCUUGCAGCCAGUGGAAGGGCUGUCAGACAUGUCGUCACCAGAACUAACAGGCAACGCGUUUAACAGCGACAGCGGGUCUCCUGGGUCGAAGAGGAGCAGGGGAAGACCAAAGAAGGGGGCAGUCAUGGAGCCGCUCCAUUUCAACCACAGCACCCCUAAAGACAGCGGGUUGUUUCCUUGCGGCACCUGCGGCAAAGCGUUCACGGAAGCGGCGCGUCUGAAGAACCACGAAGCGCAGCACGGCGCGUCCGCGGCCCGCGUAAACAGCGUCGCCGUCGGCCUGUCUCCGGAGGGCGGCGUUAGUUUGACGUCGCACCCCUCCGCGGCGCUGGUGGAGAACGGCAUGGCGUUGCACGGGGGAAUAACGUUGGACAACGGGCGCAAGCGGGAGAGGACCCGGCGGCACGUCGGCUGUGACAUUUGUGGGAAGGUUUUCCGCGACGUUUACCACCUGAACCGACACAAGCUCUCCCACUCCGGGGAAAAACCCUACGCGUGCCAUGUGUGCGGUCUUCGGUUUAAACGCAAGGACAGGAUGUCAUACCAUGUGCGGUCACACGACGGCUCCGUCGGCAAACCGUACGUGUGUCAAAGCUGCGGGAAAGGGUUUUCCAGACCAGACCAUCUGAAUGGACAUAUUAAACAGGUUCACACAACGGAGAGACCCCACAAGUGCCAGAUUUGUAAUGCUUCUUUUGCUACAAGAGAUCGUCUGCGAUCACACCUUGCUUGCCACGAGGACAAAAUCCCCUGCAAAGUUUGUGGCAAGUUCCUGCGGGCUGCAUAUAUGACAGACCACCUAAAGAAACACAGUGAAGGAACUCACAACUACUGUGGCAUUUGCAAUAAAGGUUUCUCCACUGCGUCCUACCUUAAGGUGCACAUAAAGACACACCACAGCUCACCGCUGCCUCUCCCUGCCACACUGCACACCUUCCCUGAGCCAAGGGGGGGACCGCAGAUGCACAACGGCACCCCUUACCACACGGGACGCCAGUGCUCAGUGGAAGACCUGUGCACUACUCACCAGCUGCUUGUCACCUUACCUGAGGCAGAGUGUCACUCUAGUGGGCUCUCUGGAUCCCCAGUUCUCCCCCAGCAUGGCCCUCCAGCCUUGGGCCUGCAGCCCGAGCUGCUCUUGGGGAAGUCAGGUGGGGCUCCAUAUUUCUGGGAGUGUCGCUCUGGCGGAGCCCCUGGCUUCCCCUUCCAUGGGCCUCUUGCAGACGGACAGGAGAAUGCUGGGAAAUGCCCCCAUCUGGAGUCGGAGGAAUCGGAUCCUUCAUUUGGGGAGCUGUCCAACGGUGACGAGCUCAAGUCUCCACACAAGCCUGAUGCCGAGGAGCUCGAGAUGCCCCCCUUAGCCUGCAAUGGAGCCUCCGCAGGGACACUCAGCUCUUCAGAGGGAGCCAAAGCCAAGACAGACCCCGAGAAGAAGUUUAUCUGUGGCAUCUGUGGUCAGGCUUUCCGCACUAAGUCCUACCUCAACAAGCACCAGCACAGAGUACACAAAACCCAGAAAGGUCAAGGGGGAACAGGGUCUGGCUUGGCCGACCUUACCCCUUCCCUGACCUCCCCUUUCUCCCCUCAACAGAACAUGUCUCUGCUUGAGUCCUUUGGCUUUCAGAUAGUCCAGUCUGCCUUUGCCUCUUCGCUGGUGGAUGCUGAGGCAGGUCAGAGCGGGAUCGAUUUUGGUGGGAAGUGACAUAAUCCCAGGGGGAUUAAGCUCUGUCAAAGCCUCCUGUUUUUUUAGGACAAUGGCUGGUUUGCCAACCCGAGGUCCUCUGUAUUUGGGAAUAACUUUGCCUCAAGACUACUCUGCUGUUCAUUGAGUCGCUCACUGUGCAUCUGAUUAUGUCAUUACUCUGUGUCAUCGACUUCGCCAUAGAGUUCCUAUUAUUUCGGAGUUGGGAAAUGUUGAACUGCAUUUUAUGUUUCCCCAAUCAAGUAAUAUCUUCGAAGGUUUUCUAUUGUUUUUGUUAAUCUGAUCCUUCGAUUGUUCAUUAUUUUUCAUCUCUAUCCACUUGUUUGUAUUGUAAGUGUAAUCAAGCCCGCAUACCUAUCAGUUUUUUCAAUUGAGGUGAAUUAAUAUUAUUUAACGCAUUCUCACAACUUGUAAUCUGUUACUGUAUUCAUCUGCAUCGAUGGAAGUGCUUACGACACACUCGGGACACCUACCCUUGGCCACGACGGCGUUUGAUUUCUGGUUCUUUGUUGCUCUGAAGGCGGUAAACAGAUAUGCCCUCGCCUCGGAGCGCCCAAGAGUUUUGUAGUUUCUGCUCUGCUGCGUUUGAGGAGAGG
This is a messenger RNA of Lampris incognitus (smalleye Pacific opah), 2977 nucleotides long. It is a transcript of the gene patz1, whose product is annotated as POZ/BTB and AT hook containing zinc finger 1. Bases 27 to 2381 code for a protein of 784 amino acids. The transcript has 6 exons. The record is from RefSeq and is a predicted model, not a curated record. Lineage: Eukaryota; Metazoa; Chordata; Actinopteri; Lampriformes; Lampridae. Gene Ontology annotation, molecular function: protein binding. Gene Ontology annotation, biological process: regulation of cytokine production; regulation of immune system process; negative regulation of transcription by RNA polymerase II.